Molecule: messenger RNA, 3987 nt
Organism: Glycine soja
Lineage: Eukaryota; Viridiplantae; Streptophyta; Magnoliopsida; Fabales; Fabaceae
Product: leucine-rich repeat receptor-like serine/threonine-protein kinase BAM1
Exons: 2
Coding region: 275-3313 (1012 amino acids)
Biological process (GO): protein phosphorylation
Molecular function (GO): ATP binding; protein kinase activity; receptor serine/threonine kinase binding
Source: RefSeq, a predicted model, not a curated record
GUGCCGCAUCAUAAAUUACACAUACGAUAAAUAAAUCUUCAUUAUUAUCUUAUGCAAUUAUAUAUGUAUUAUGAGUGGUUCAUUAAAAAAUAGUGCAGCAAAGUCACCAUAGCCGUGGGUGAAUGAUUGAUAGGUAAAAUUGUAUUUUUCUUUUUUUCCCGGGUAUUUCAAAAAGUAAAAAGAGUUGAAGGGACGAAUUCAUAUAUUCAGAAAAUUCCCUCUCCUUUAAGUAUCGGUUUGUGUUUGGGGGCAUCACUCGUUGUUUCUCUCUUCCAUGCCCAAAAUGCGUGUCCUCUUUGUUUUUCUGUUUUUCCAUUUUCAUUUCCCUGAAACCCUUUCUGCCCCAAUCUCAGAGUACCGCGCCCUUCUCUCUCUCCGUUCAGUCAUUACCGACGCCACACCACCCGUUCUCUCUUCUUGGAACGCCUCCAUCCCUUACUGUUCCUGGCUCGGCGUCACCUGCGACAACCGCCGCCACGUCACCGCCCUCAACCUCACCGGCCUCGACCUCUCCGGCACGCUCUCUGCCGACGUCGCCCACCUCCCUUUCCUCUCCAACCUCUCCCUCGCCGCAAACAAAUUCUCCGGCCCCAUUCCUCCCUCUCUCUCCGCCCUCUCCGGCCUCCGCUACCUCAACCUCUCCAACAAUGUCUUCAACGAAACCUUCCCCUCGGAGCUUUGGCGCCUCCAGAGCCUCGAGGUCCUCGACCUCUACAACAACAACAUGACCGGCGUGCUCCCUCUUGCCGUCGCGCAGAUGCAGAAUCUUCGUCAUUUGCAUCUCGGCGGCAACUUCUUCUCCGGCCAGAUCCCGCCGGAGUACGGACGCUGGCAGCGCCUCCAGUACCUCGCCGUCUCCGGCAACGAACUCGACGGGACUAUCCCGCCGGAGAUCGGAAACUUGACCAGCCUCCGGGAGCUCUACAUCGGCUACUACAACACCUACACCGGCGGCAUUCCGCCGGAGAUCGGAAACUUGUCGGAGCUGGUGAGGCUUGACGCAGCGUACUGUGCGUUGUCCGGGGAGAUUCCGGCGGCGCUUGGGAAGCUUCAGAAGCUGGACACGCUGUUCCUUCAGGUGAAUGCAUUGUCAGGAUCACUGACGCCGGAGCUGGGGAACCUGAAGAGCCUGAAAUCCAUGGAUUUGUCUAACAACAUGCUCUCCGGUGAGAUUCCGGCGAGUUUCGGCGAGCUGAAGAAUAUUACGCUUCUGAAUCUGUUCAGGAACAAGCUUCAUGGAGCUAUACCGGAGUUUAUAGGAGAGCUUCCAGCGUUGGAAGUUGUGCAACUGUGGGAAAAUAACUUAACAGGUAGCAUUCCUGAGGGUUUGGGCAAAAAUGGGAGACUCAACCUUGUUGAUCUUUCUUCUAACAAGUUAACCGGGACUUUGCCUCCUUAUCUCUGUUCUGGGAAUACUCUUCAGACUCUGAUAACUCUUGGGAAUUUUCUUUUCGGUCCAAUUCCUGAGUCGCUCGGGACUUGUGAAUCUCUUACACGGAUUAGAAUGGGAGAAAACUUUUUGAAUGGUUCCAUUCCUAAAGGGCUUUUUGGACUUCCCAAACUCACCCAGGUUGAACUUCAGGAUAAUUAUCUCUCUGGAGAGUUUCCUGAGGUUGGUUCUGUUGCGGUUAAUCUUGGUCAGAUUACUCUCUCUAACAACCAGCUUUCUGGGGCUCUGUCUCCCUCCAUUGGUAACUUCUCCAGCGUGCAGAAGCUCCUUCUUGAUGGCAACAUGUUCACCGGUCGGAUACCUACACAGAUUGGGAGGUUGCAACAGCUUUCUAAGAUUGAUUUUAGUGGCAACAAGUUCUCGGGUCCUAUUGCGCCUGAGAUCAGUCAGUGUAAGCUGUUAACUUUCCUGGACCUUAGCCGCAAUGAGCUAUCUGGAGACAUCCCUAAUGAGAUAACUGGCAUGAGGAUAUUGAAUUACUUGAAUCUUUCUAAGAAUCAUUUAGUGGGUAGCAUUCCCUCUUCGAUAUCAUCUAUGCAAAGCUUGACUUCUGUUGAUUUUUCAUACAACAACCUGUCUGGUUUGGUGCCUGGUACCGGUCAAUUCAGCUACUUCAACUACACGUCUUUCUUGGGAAACCCUGACCUGUGUGGCCCCUAUUUGGGUGCUUGCAAGGGUGGGGUUGCCAAUGGUGCACACCAACCUCAUGUUAAAGGACUCUCCUCUUCUUUGAAGCUGCUACUUGUUGUUGGGUUGCUAUUAUGUUCCAUUGCUUUUGCUGUGGCUGCAAUAUUCAAGGCCCGGUCAUUAAAGAAGGCCAGUGAGGCUCGUGCAUGGAAGUUGACUGCGUUCCAGCGUUUGGACUUCACUGUUGAUGAUGUUUUGCAUUGCUUGAAAGAGGAUAAUAUUAUUGGGAAAGGAGGUGCUGGAAUUGUCUACAAAGGGGCUAUGCCUAAUGGGGAUCAUGUUGCUGUGAAAAGGCUUCCAGCUAUGAGUAGAGGCUCUUCCCAUGAUCACGGAUUCAAUGCUGAGAUUCAGACAUUGGGGCGAAUCCGACACAGGCACAUUGUUAGGUUGUUGGGUUUCUGUUCAAAUCAUGAGACAAACCUUUUGGUCUAUGAGUACAUGCCCAAUGGAAGUUUAGGUGAGGUUCUUCAUGGAAAAAAGGGGGGUCAUUUGCAUUGGGACACCAGGUAUAAAAUUGCGGUGGAGGCUGCCAAGGGGCUUUGCUAUCUGCACCAUGAUUGUUCGCCACUCAUUGUCCAUCGUGAUGUGAAGUCAAACAACAUCCUUCUUGAUUCAAAUCAUGAAGCCCAUGUUGCUGAUUUUGGGCUUGCUAAGUUCCUGCAAGAUUCUGGGACAUCUGAAUGCAUGUCUGCUAUUGCUGGUUCAUAUGGAUACAUAGCUCCAGAGUAUGCCUACACAUUGAAAGUUGAUGAGAAAAGCGAUGUGUACAGUUUUGGUGUGGUUCUUUUAGAACUUAUAACAGGCAGGAAACCAGUUGGUGAAUUUGGUGAUGGCGUGGACAUCGUGCAAUGGGUGAGGAAAAUGACGGACUCUAACAAGGAAGGAGUUCUUAAAGUUCUUGAUCCUAGGCUUCCCUCAGUUCCCCUUCACGAAGUGAUGCAUGUUUUCUAUGUGGCCAUGCUGUGUGUUGAAGAACAGGCUGUAGAGAGACCAACAAUGCGUGAAGUUGUUCAAAUACUGACCGAGCUUCCAAAGCCACCUGGCUCUAAAGAGGGAGACUUAACAAUAACAGAAUCCUCUUUGUCAUCAUCAAACGCUUUAGAAUCUCCAUCCUCAGCCUCCAAGGAAGAUCAAAAUCCUCCUCAAUCCCCACCACCCGACCUUCUUAGUAUUUAAAGUGCUCUGUUGGGUGUUUCAUCUUAUUAGUUCCCUUGGUUGUGAUAGCUUAUCCAUUUACUUUCUUUUUCUGUCUCUCUUCUGGGGUUGGGGCUUUUCUUCUUCUUCUAACUGAAGGUAUUAAUGCUCUGAUUUUUUAAUGGUUUUGUACAGUAGGAUUGGUGGGGGGGGUUAUUUUCUUAUGAAGUCACUUUCUUCAUCAUGUAGUACUGCUUUUUAAUUUUUAUGUUACGGCCGUUGUUGUGCUUCGCCUAAGCUGGGGAGUGGGGAGGGUUCAAGGGAAUGGAUACUCUUUUUUUAUGCGAUCACUGACAGGUAGACACAAAAUGACGCAAACGGGUUGGGUAUUAAACAGUGGGUAUAUUGUAUGGUUUAGAAUAUUAUUGAUGAAUCCUGAGUGGAUUGGCACAGUGUGAACUGUGAGCCUGAGCUGUGACUGAGUCUAUGAGUCAGGUUUGGAUAAAAGCUUAUUUGAAGAAGUUAACCUGUUUCGAGAAAAUCAGAGUGAAUCAGGAUUCAGGCGUGUUUUAGCUUUAGUUCGUUGUUCAUGCCGUGACGCUUUUACAGAAGUUAAUUCUUUUGCUUUAGCUUUUUCAUUUACGAGACUUUGUAGCGCUAAAAGGGAUAUAAUUUUUUUCCCUUGUUAAAUAACAAAAGAGAGGCAUUGGGGAUGA